Molecule: messenger RNA, 1331 nt
Organism: Olea europaea var. sylvestris
Lineage: Eukaryota; Viridiplantae; Streptophyta; Magnoliopsida; Lamiales; Oleaceae
Product: protein TIC 20-I, chloroplastic-like
Exons: 2
Coding region: 293-1075 (260 amino acids)
Source: RefSeq, a predicted model, not a curated record
UUAGACAUGGACAACCACCUCUAAUAGGAGAGUCUUCGAGACUUACAUAUGGUUUUAGAUUUUUAAGUCACUUUUGCUGCAUUGCUGGAAUUUUUGUCCCCAAUUGUUGACAUCCUCUCACUUGUCGUGUGUUCGCGUGAAUAAAAAAGUCCUAAAAAAAGUGGGCCUUGUCGCUGCGAGAGUUCAUCACCCCUUCUGUCAAAAGCAUUUGGUCACUGCAUCGGAAUUCUUUUUAAGUAACUCGAAAUUAAUUUUAUUUAUGUUAUGGUGUAGAAGUUAAAGUCUGUGCCACAUGAUGAUUCUAAAAGGAUGCUCUGUGCCAUAUUCUGGUGCAAUUCCCCUGUCUUAUAGCCACAAGUCUUCAGCUUUAGGCAUUCAUAAGUACUCAAGUUCGUGGAAACCUCUUCAGAAUUUAAAAGACUGUUCAUUAUUAGAAACCAAGCAAUACAGUCUUUCUACUACAUCAACGUCUCCCUUCAAUCAGGAAAAAGGUCUCUUAUCACUUGCCAUUCCCAAACUAUCCAAGCAUCCAAGGUUUCUCCUCUCUCCACGAGCAACUAAGGACGAUGUUCCUUAUAGCUUCCGAUACCCUGAAAUGACUAAGAAACCAAAAUGGUGGUGGAGAAUUUUAUCCUGCCUCCCGUACCUAAUGCCUCUACACUUGACAGUGAUACAUGCAGAAACAGCAUACAAUCUGCAUCCUUUCUUGGAGUAUUUCGAACUUUUGACCGUCCCAUUUUGGCAAAGUUUCUUUCGGUUGCCAACAUGGUUUACGAUGGCUUACUUCCUUAUAGCUUUUAUCACAAUAGUGAGAAGAAAGGAAUGGCCUCAUUUCUUUAGAUUCCAUGUGAUUUUGGGCAUGUUACUGGAGAUUACUAUGCAGGUCAUUGGGACAGUAAAUAGUUGGAUGCCACUGGCUUUAUAUUCGGGGAAGGUUGGAAUGCAUUUCUGGGUUGCUACUGCAUUUGCCUAUUUAUUCACUGUUUUGGAGUGCCUAAGGUGUGCCCUGGCUGGAAUGUAUGCUGAUGUCCCAUUUUUGUGUGACGCGGCGUAUAUUCAGAUUCCAUACAAUUAGUGAUGCUGAAGAAAGGGUUCGAGAAGGUUUGGUUGGUCGAAGUGAGUUUCUGGUGUACAAGUUUUCCACUUGUUUUGAAAUCGAAAUCCCUAGUGUGAAACUCUCUAUAGCAUUCGGUCUAAUCCAGUUUUUGAGACUAUUGAGAUAGUUGAAAUGUUGUUUCCUUGAGACAUCUGGUUUCGAUACUCCUUUUUUGUUUAUGUCAUUUCAGAUUCUUGUGACCUAUACCAGAAUGCUAUGAAACUAAAUUACUUAA